CGACGUUAGUUUCGAUCGGUCUUUCGCCAGGUUUGGACGUGCUCGUUUUACGCUGCCGCCCCUAAGGGAAAAUUUCCGCAUGUGCUCUUCACCUUAAACUUGCGUGUGUACGCGGUACGGUUGUGUUUGUAGCUGCGUUGGCGCGUGUUUGUAUUGGUGUAUUGGGCACUUGACAGCAGCAGCACACUGUUGAUUGUGUCAUUCUUGCAGCCAAGUUGGGUCUGAUUUGACACGGGAAGUGAAUGUAUCUAGGAAGAAGCGAUAUAUUUUGGGCUAAUUGGUGGAAUUUGAGGAUUUUUGGAGGGUGAUAUAUCGGAUUAUUGAGGUUGACUGUGGUUGAUAACAUGUGGAGUGCGUUAAAUUGGUGGAAAAUUACUUAAGGGAAAACCAGUCUGCUACGCCAUUUUGUGUUUGUGACAGUCGAGCGCCCGUAGGGUCAGAUACCAAAACAGCUGUCUAUUGUUUUAUUGGGGGCCCUUUAAACGCUAUUGGAGUGCUGAUUGUGUGCGUGUGCAGCACAAGAGAUCGAAUCAUUUGAGUAACGCUUGCGAAGAAGAAAAGAUGUAUCCCGCAAGAGGAGGAGCAGGAGGACCAGCAGCUGCCGCCGGAGGUUUCAUGCCCCAUUCCCUUGCAGAACAACAGGACAAGGACAAGCUUAACACCGACAGCGGCGCGGUCGAUUCCGGGUUCCACUCCGGGUACAACCUGAGCUCGGACAACUUUACGUCGUCCUCGUCGGUGGCCGCGGAACCUGCGAUCCAGCAGAGCAGCGCCUCCCAGCAGCAGCAGCACAAGCAGGUCGUCGAGGAAGACUCGCAGACGUUCGACUCCGGCGUAGCGCUAGACUCGAGUGACAAGAUGCGGAUGAGCGACAUGACCGACCUGUGCAAGAGUCUGCUCCAGCUGCAGAUGUCCCGGAAAGAGGCCAAGUCCAACCCGUGGGAGCCGUACUUCCUCCAGAACGACGACGGUGAUACGUACCUCCAUCUGGCCAUCAUCCACGAGAACGUCGAGGUCGCGGCCAAGCUGAUCCGCGGCGCGACCCGCACCUGGCUCGACAUCCAGAACGACAUCGGCCAGACCGCGCUGCACCUGGCCGUGCUGACCGAACAGGCCCGCAUCGUGCGCUGGCUGCUGGUCGCCGGAGCCAAGCCCGGUGUCCGCGACAUCGAGGGCAACACCGCCCUUCACCUGGCCUGCCUGCACCGGCGGAACGAGUGCGCUAAGCAGCUGCUGACCCCGCUAAGCCUGGCCGAACUCCAGACCAGCCCUGCCGUUCAACAGAGCCCAACCAAACUUCCACAAGAUCUCGAACAGUGGAACUACAAUGGAAAACGAUGUGUUCAUAUCGCCGCGGAAACGUCCAACAUUGAGCUGCUGCGGUAUCUGGUCAGCGCCGGAGCCGAUGUCAACUCGCGGGAAGGCAAAGCCGGCCUCACGCCGCUGCACAUUGCGAUCGAGAACGGCAACGAGCCGCUGGUCAACUUCCUGCUGGACGAGUGCCCCAAGCUGCGCCUGGAGGCGGUGACGUACGCCGGCUUGACCGCGUACCAGCUGGCCGUCAUCCAGCACAACCAGACGCUCCAGAACGGACUGAAACGGCGCGGCGCGGAACCGCUAAGCCCGCCGGAAAGCGACGAGGAGACGGACGAGAGUGACGACAGCAUGGAUGAUGAGCAGUAAUCGCUGUGUGUCUCUGUGUACUAAAGAAUAGUCGUUAUCACUUCUGUAUGCCUCUUCUGUCUGCGUGUGAAUGUGAACUCUGUCGUAUGUGUCCACGCGAAAGAUUCCAAAUGGUGGCGGCAUCUCUCUAUCGUCGGUGGUGUUGGUCGUCGUCGUCGUCGGAACUGGGAAUGCGUUCAUCUCUGUGUUGUUAACUAGUUGUUAAGGGAUUCUUUGUGUGGAGGAUCAGCUAGGUUUCUAUCCCACUUGUAAAUACAAAAAACAGUAGUUUAAUGCAAUGCUAGCAAGCUAAGCAGUCAUGUUCAAAUAUAGUCUAUCUAAAAUAGGAAAUUAUUUAUGUUAAUAAGUACUAAAAUCACACACACAACACGCACAAAUUUCUCGCUAGGCUAGGUAAAUGGUUUUAACUCAUAAAACAAGCAGAGUGCGCGUGUGUGAGCAACAGCAAACUAACUUAUCUGUAAUAAGGACAGUCGUUUUGUUUUCUUAAACGAUUCAUUUCCACUACCCACUGAUUGUAAUCUACUGUCGAAAGCGGAUUGUUGUGUUUUAAAAAUGUGAUUCCACAAAAUCAAACUAAACGAACUGUGUGUCUGCUUGUUUCUAUUCACCACAGAUAUCAUCGUAUUACGGAUCCAAUGCAUUUGGUAGCAAUUUCGCAGGACUUUCCACAAUCAAUGUAGCGUAAUUUCGUUCUCCCCCUUCCCACUUUCUGUCAAACCUUUCUAACCGUUUUGUUCAGUGACCAGACAAACAGAAACUAUGUAAUCACAGCGGAAGAGAUUGGCCCCAACUACAAAGCGCUGACCCUUCUCCACUGAAGAGUUCUGGUAAACGGAAUUUUCCGUGUCAAUUUCCACAAAAAAAACUCGAUGGAGUUGGGGGCAAUCCUGGACGAAACACACACAAAAAAACCUUUUAUUGUACCAAACAAUAUACAACAAAACAGUUAAUAAAAAAUACUAGCAAAAAGAGAUGAUUCAAGAGCAUCUAGAACGAGCGA
Molecule: messenger RNA, 2686 nt
Organism: Culex quinquefasciatus (southern house mosquito)
Lineage: Eukaryota; Metazoa; Arthropoda; Insecta; Diptera; Culicidae
Gene: cact
Product: NF-kappa-B inhibitor cactus
Exons: 5
Coding region: 562-1683 (373 amino acids)
Molecular function (GO): protein binding
Source: RefSeq, a predicted model, not a curated record